Molecule: messenger RNA, 5410 nt
Organism: Toxoplasma gondii ME49
Lineage: Eukaryota; Apicomplexa; Conoidasida; Eucoccidiorida; Sarcocystidae
Exons: 7
Coding region: 1-4803 (1600 amino acids)
Source: RefSeq, a predicted model, not a curated record
AUGAAGCUUCUAAGGUUCCUCUGGCCGUACGGGGUGUCGUACCGUCGGCCAGAGGGACAAGAGGCAGAAUGGACAACAGCUACGAUUUUUCCAGCACAGUCGUCUGUCGCUGCCAAUGUCGCGCGACGGUUCGAAAAGGGCAUUCGUCUGGCGUUGGGAGGUGCGUUGGUGUACGUUCUCUCGAUGAUCGAUAUUCCCUCGCUUGACUACUCUUUUCGGUAUGUUGCUCCAUUCGUCUACUGGGUGGUCGCCUCCCUCACGCCACCGUUCUGGAGUACUGUGCCACUCCUGCUUUUCGCUGGCUUGUUUUGUAUCGUCUGCGUUUGCGGGUGUGUGAGCGCACUGGUGGCCUUGAUGACCCUCGGCGACCCGCACGGAAAGAUUGCAACAGUCCUUAUAUUUGCUCUGUUUGUGCUGUGGGCCCUUGGAUUAAAUGUGGGGAAGUACAAGGAGAUGACCGUCAUAGGUUCCUACAUUUUCAUGUAUGUGAUGCCGCUCGCAACGCUCAUUGCACUGCCAUAUGGUGUGGGAGGAGUUACGAUUCCCAUUUCCGCGGAGAUCAUCGCGAAAAUGAAGGCUUUGCUAGAACAGGCAGCGGGAACGCCGGAGGCGUUGGAAGCGAUCAUUAAGGUUUUGGCUGGUUACUUGGGAGAAGACCCCGCGAGUGUACAGUCAUUCAUAGACAAGUUUUUUUCAGAUCCGCGAUUUGUUAACCUGAUUAUCCUGAAAAUCAACGCCCAGACACACGCAAACGUGCCACUGUUUCCAUUCAACGGAAAAAUCGAUCCCGUGGUCGUCCUGCAAAAGCUUGUAAAACUCUUUUUUUCGCUUUUCUCUGGAGACGAGCUCAUCGAUCUCCACUUCCCACUCAAAGACGUCAAUGAACUAGAUCCAGCGUAUAACUGGCUCAAUGGUGCUCCGUGCAGUGUGUACGGGACACUUAAUUCGGGUAUCUACGUCACUGUCGAGACGGGCCUUUGGUUAAUCAAUGUUCUCUGGACUGCCGACGGCCGAGUGGGCUUUCUGCGUAAUCUCAUUGCAUUUGCUGCUCUUGGCUACGCCAUUUGGAUCCUCGUGAUGCUCAUACCUCCCAUUCAUCGGCAGCGCGACGUCGUCCGGAGAGAUAUGGCAAACUGCACUAUCAAUAUCAACCGAUGCCUCCGAGCGACGCGAGAGGUACUUCACUGUUUAGAGGGUCCCCGAGGUCCAGUGGGGCAAGAUGGAGGACGAAAUGACUCGCGCUGUGCAUUGAGUCCAUCUGGACGGAGCAACGAUCCCACCAGGCAUCGUCCUGCUUGUCCGCCUGCCGGAUCACCAACAGGCGCGGGUGGCGCCAGCAGCAAUUCCCACACGGUCAAUACGCCUUACCGUGGCUCGAGCCAUCAAGAGGACAACUCAAGGGGAGGGUGUAAGAGUCUGGGAGUCUCGCAUGGAACAGGGCUAGGUUCAAGCCCGUCGUACAUAAAGGCAAUCUCUUUCUCCUCAGCAAAAUUUGUAGAGGCAGUCGUGCCGUUGAAGCAGUCCAUUAUUAAACUGACUGAGGAUCAAAAGCGUGUGUUCAUGUCGGCGAUGGAGCCUUAUAUGCUUAGUGUAGGUCCAAGAGUUUUCGUGAUGAAGGAGGUGAACGAGGUUCGGGAGCGGCUUCUUCAGUGCGCCACUUACGUGCAACAGCUUUGCAAAGUGCUGUUUGACGUUGUACGGACGAGCGUAGUUAGUAGUGAGUUCUCCAUCUGGACACCGACAGUGUACAAAAUUGAAGCGAUCAUCGCGAAGGCCGAGGAGCUUUACCAGACUUGUGGAGAGCUCAUCAUGAUGCAGCCUGCAACAAUCAACCGCGAAGGACAGCGUGAGAUUGUGGAUGAGAAGCUUGCACAUCUGAAAGAGCUCGAGGCGCAACUUGCCAGUCUGCAUCAGGAAAUUAGUACUCUCGCGAACGAAGCAACUGACAAAGUUUUCUACGAGUUCGGCGGUCCUCCUCGGUCUACUGAAGACGAUCAGUUGUCCAGUCGACGUCGUUCUCCCUCGGCCUCCCCAGCCUCCAAUGUUGACACACCAUCGCCAACUAGCCCAGUAGGCCCGAAGAAGAUCCAAGACAUGGAAGCAGCCCGUCCAGCGCAGCCGACGACUCAAUCAGAAGGCGAGUUCGGCUCAUCGCCGCCGAGUCUUCUCGAAGCGGGUAUCCCAGCCCCCCAAGAAAGUCCUGAGGUUGUUGGGCAUCUCGAGUCAUUUGGAUCGCCGUCAAGGCAACAUGAUCCAACUGAGGGGGUUGCUGGUGCUGUGGGUCCGGUAGAUGGAGCACCGCCAAAACGUGGAAAUUCGGAGAGGUUUGAGGGCAGGCAGGGUACUGAUGGAGUUGCGGACGCAAGGACGCGGCGAUUUCACACUCACGUGGGUCACAAAUGCGUCUCGAAGUAUUCGACAUCUUUUGCUUCCUUAGACCAGAAGGAGGCGCGAAACGUCAGCAGGACGAUGGACCACAUGCCGUUAUCGAUGGCACUUAUUGCCAAGUACCAUGCGGCCUAUAAGGAGCCGGUAGCUCUGGCGAGGGCUGUCCAAGCGUUACACGAGGCUCAACGACGUAAAUCGUGGAAAAAUGUUCUCUUGAACAUCGCAUUCCCCUUGCUCCCGAUGGUGGUUCACGCGGCAAGGCUUACUAUUACACCUCUUCAACAAUUUAUGUUCUGGCGCAAGACGUGGCGUGGUCGAGAUGCUUGGUGGCGAGAUCCAGAAUUCUGGCACCUCGUCAAGUUCUUCAUUCCCAUGAUCACCCUUUUUUCACUCGCUGUCUUCAACAAAGAUGUGCUGCAAUAUACUUGGGGGCAACAGCUCACAGAUGAUCCGAUGAUUCUGGAUUACUGCCUCCAAGGGAUCACGACGCGCACAGUGCCGUGGAUCAUGCUCGGGUUCCUCACUUGCCUCCAAACGACGUACAACGGGACGGUUUUCCGCGGCAUGAAUCGUAGUGUCGGUAUUAUUGCAGGAUCGGGAGCCGCGUGGGUUGUGAUGUACGUCUGCGGCGACAGCGUGGCGAAAAUUGUUUGCUUCAGCGUUGCCAUGCUCUUCGUCGUCGUCUUUACCACAACUGACACACAGAAUCCAAACUACGGCUUCCACUCUGUUUGGGGCUACGCAGGCAUGGUCUUCACGUACACGCACGCUCUUAUUGUUGGACUUUCCUUCGAGUCCCUCGGAGGUCUCACGGGAUCUCGAGAUUACCUCGUUGUGACCAGAAUAUUCUCCAAUCUCAUCGGCAUAUUGCUGGCUAUCGUUGUAGCUCAUCUGCCACCAGUCUGCAGUGGAAAUAACUCUGCGGCGGAGCGGUACGGCGAUUCUCUGAAGUGCUGCGCGAAGGCCAUAGAGAAGACAGUCCAAUAUUUCUUGGAGGCAUCUGAACCCGUCAACGACCCGGUGCUGCAAAAAGUGUCGAACUUCCAAUUCAAUACACAAGUCCCUCGCCCUGCUACCAACUCUCCAGAAUCCUUCGCCACAACAGACACUUUGCACCAAGCCUCGCGCCUCGAUGCAUUUUCCCCUGCAGUCGCUCACGCAGACGCUGCGGGCGCGGUGACCGUUGCUGCUGCGGCCCAGAACGCCGUGCAUGGGACUGUUCCGGUGGAGAUAAAUGAGUCUUCCGCAUUAACCUCGGCUGCUGCUGACAAAGCAGGAAGCCAGGCAAAGGCGGCUAGCCCGUGCGGAAAUAGCAAAGGCACAGAUGGCGUUCCACUGUGCGGGGGCUUUGAGGGCGGCGCAAACGGUGCCACAAUGCCGAGUGUGAGAGACAUGGCAGAAGACUCUCUGCAGGAGGCUCUGAGGCUUGUUCGAGGACCGGCGGCAGACUACCUCGAAGCAGGACAACGCUUUUACAAGGAGGGCUGCAGCAAGCUAGUGUACUUUCCGUGGCAUACGAAUCCCGUGCUUGAGGAAGUUUAUCUGGCUGUGGGGAGUAUGAGGAACCGUGUCGAAGACAUGUGCGAAUUGCUCAAGGACUUCAUGACCGAAGGCUAUGGCCUGGACGAUCGAAUGUUCGCGUUCUCUGAACCGGCGGUCAUUGACAAGGAAGAAGAGAACUUGUCGGGAAAACAGGCGCGUCCUGGCAGUUCUCUAGGGGAUGUCGCAGAAGCUCCAACUCAACAGUGCAAAGAAAGUCCAGAAGCAGGGGGUGAACGUGCCAGCGGAGCCGAAGCCGGUGAGAGAGCUGCAGACGGUACUGCGUCACCACCGGAGAUUGUCGUUCACGCCGCUGCCAGCUCGAAGAUAGAGCGAGGCUUUGGAGACAAGCGGAAAGGCAGUCUGUAUGUGCUCAAAGAAGGCAAUGCAACGGCAAUCACCGAGCUCUUCAAAACACAUUCAGGCGCCCAGCUUCGACGUGAAAUGGCAGUUGCUGUGCGGGCGUUGACCGAAUUGACGGAUGCGGUGACGAUGGAGUUGAGGCUUCUUGUCCCAACAACUGUCGAUAGGUUCAUGACGGGUAUCUCCUUCUCAAGAAAGAAGACCCAGGUUGAUCCAGAACUUCCAGAUGCGGUCCAUGAAAGGUGCCGCGACCACGCAGAAACCGCUUUCAGUCACUUAUUGCUGACGUUGUCCAGCUGUCUGGUGGAACACCGGUUGCUCUUCGAAGAUAGUAUUGCUCGAAGGCGCGCGGCGGCUUUCACCGUGAUGGCGAUCAUAUAUUACCUGGACAUGCAGAAGCGGUCUCUUGAUAUUAUUCGCGAGUCUCUGGUUGCUCGUCGCGGAAACAAUCCCCAGGAUAGCUGGUGUCCGUGGUGUUGCAGACCAGGCGUGGAGACACUCGGUAUUGACUAAGGGGUGUUUUCUGUCCGGUGCAGACAAUUUGGUGACAUAGUCUUUUCUGGUGUGUGCUAGGGACAGUAUUUGCCCCGGAAUUUUAUCUGCACGAACAAUUUGAUCUGAGAAUUAUGGUGUCGAGGGUCGUGAAUGCGGUAUCUUGUGUUCGGUCUCCUUAACAGUGUCACUUCACUGCGUGUUCUGUCGUUCCUAGAAAACUUGUCCCAGCGGAUCCUCAAGACAGGGCCUUUGACUAUUCACUCAGGAUAAUGUCCCAUAUUCGUGUGGAUCAGAAUGCGUGCUACAAAUGUACACGUCUUCCGGGUUAUGCUCCACAUCGUAGUUUUCUGUCGGGAUUUUUUUUCCAUGCACCUUCGGCCGCAUGGAGCGACAUUUUCAAGAGAGUCUGUUUUAGAAUGCCCCGAAACAUAUCGCAUGCUUGCGGUUUCUGCACCCGGUGCACACUUCUGCUGUCAACAAGAGAAUAGUCUGUCACGGCAUUUGAACGCGAUGACGUGCGUUUGAAGCAAACGUUUUUUUGGAAGGGGAUAAGAGAGAAUCAUCUACACUUAAUGCGGUCCUGACAGCUCGCUGCUCAAUGGCAUUCGUGUCGUUGUUGUCCGUG